CUCUUGCUUGGGAUUAGGAUCAGAUUAACAUAUAGGAGUUGUGGUUAGAAGGAGAGAAACAACUUAUCAUGAGCAUAAUAUCAGCUUUCAUUGUAUUGGUGAUACUAGCAGCAACUUGCAUAUGUGAUGAAAAGGUUAAAUGGCUAAAGCUAUCCAAUGGUUGUAUUAUUGGACACAACAAUCAAGUGCAUACCAAUGUAGACAAUAUCUGGUUAUGUAUGCAUUUAUGCAACACGGCAGUUGGAUUCAUAUGCAACUCUUUUGAGUACCAUGCAAGUAGUAAGAAAUGUCAGUUAUCCGAGGAUUAUUCCAACAGUACUGCAUAUGCAUACUUUAAGGUCCCUUGUCCUUAUCAGGGCUGGGAAUAUUGGCAAAGAUAUACACUUGGCAGCCGACUCGAUAUUCCAAACGCUUGCAUAAAAGUUACACUAAAAAAUUUUAUAGCCACGCAUUCCAACAUUGGAUCAAAGAAUUAUUGCUUCUUGAUUUGUUUGUUUACAUCUGGGUGUAAAUCUGUCAACUACCACAGUGGAAACCAGAAAUGUACAUUGACAAAAGCAACAUAUGCCACUGGUACAUUGUAUGUUCCAUGUCCUGGAUAUGUGUAUGUCGAAAAACAUUAGUCUGGCUUUGGCAGACAUGGCCCUAUGAAUAGUGCAGAAAGCAAGGAUUGGAAUGUGCUGAGAAAAGUUGCUUUUCAUCACAUGAUGCUUAAAAAUAUUGUGACUUCAAUUUUUUUCAAAAUAAAUGUUUAUACAGAACAUAAA
Messenger RNA from Owenia fusiformis, 767 nucleotides. NCBI's taxonomy places the organism in Eukaryota, Metazoa, Annelida, Polychaeta, Sabellida, Oweniidae. The record is from the annotation of a GenBank genome assembly.